This is a messenger RNA of Pyrus x bretschneideri (Chinese white pear), 958 nucleotides long. Its product is annotated as nudix hydrolase 17, mitochondrial. Gene Ontology annotation, molecular function: pyrophosphatase activity. The transcript has 5 exons. Gene Ontology annotation, cellular component: nucleus; cytoplasm. Lineage: Eukaryota; Viridiplantae; Streptophyta; Magnoliopsida; Rosales; Rosaceae. The record is from RefSeq and is a predicted model, not a curated record. Bases 281 to 799 code for a protein of 172 amino acids.
AGCCUUUCUCUAUAUAUAUCUACUUGGUGUGUCUUUGCCAACCCAUCUUUUUCUCUGUGCCCCCAAAAUCUGAACUUACAUUGCACAAUUGCAUUUCUGUCUUAACCUCCAAUAUUUAUAUAACUUGAUCAACUUUUUUUGGAUUUGGGAUAUAAUAACACAACAAAUCCUAGCCAAUCCAUAUUUCCAAACAACCCUUUUCCCCUUUUGUUUCUUGGCCUUUUCUGUGUUCAAUUAAUUAAUUUGGUUGAUCAGAACUGCAAACCUAGAUUCCAAAAAGAUGACUUGUUUGGUUGCUCGGUCGGGAAGGGAAUUGCAGAGGUACAACAUGGGCCGCCGGCAAGUCGUAGGAUGCAUUCCCUAUAGAUACAAAGAUGGCAGUGAUGGUGCCAUUAGCAACGAAUUGGAAGUCCUUGUGAUCACUUCACAGAAAGGCAAUGCAUUUAUGUUCCCUAAGGGUGGUUGGGAACUUGAUGAAUCCGUAGAAGAAGCUGCUUCAAGAGAGUCACUAGAAGAAGCAGGGGUCCUAGGCAAUGUUGAGUGCCAAUUGGGCAAAUGGAGUUUCAUGAGCAAAAGCCAAGAGACAUAUUAUGAAGGGUACAUGUUUCCCUUGUUUGUCAAGGAGCAACUAGAUCUUUGGCCUGAGAAGAAUGUACGACAAAGAAUAUGGAUGACUACAACGAAAGCAAGAGAGGCAUGCCAACAUUGGUGGAUGAAGGAAGCGUUGGACAUUUUGGUCGAACGGCUUACCUCGGAACAGAAACAAGAGGAGAAUGUACUGGCUUGUUCUUUCAAUUAAUUAAAAAAUCAAGAUUCUCUUGCAUUGUACAUAGAAAUUGUUUAGAAGAAGUUUCCGUCCAGCCAAAAAAUUGGACUGGUUUAGGGCAAACUUCUCAGGCGGAUCAAAAAGUGUAAAAGAGGAAUUAGAUUAAUUUUUUAUUUUAUCGUAAUUUGUUUU